AUGGGUUGCUGCCCCUCCGCCCCCAACCAACUGGAGGAUCCCAACUCCGGCGACGACGGCCAGCACAACGCCCCCAGCACCAAUGUCAACCCCACGCAUCAUCAGCAGUCGCAACCACCCGCCGGGAAAACAGCACCCAUCCCCCACUACACUCUCGCGGAGCUUAUGGAGGCGACGAAUGGAUUCUCCUUUGGGAACAUCAUCCCAGAAGGUGGCUCCGGUAGAGAAGGCGGCGCAAAAGUCCCGAACACCAUCUACAGGAGCCACCUUCGUGGCCUCCAGCAAAUCGCUGUCAAGAGGUUCUCCAGGGACGCCUGGCCUGAUGCUGAGCAUUUCAGGGAGGAGGCGAUUGCAGUGGGACGGUUGAGACAUCGGCGGCUUGUCAACUUGAUUGGGUACUGCUGCGAUGGGAAUGAGAGGCUUCUUGUGGCGGAGUUCAUGCCCAAUGAUACGCUUGCCAAGCAUCUCUUUAAAAAUCACAACAUGAAGUGGGCUAGGCGCUUGAGAGUUGCAAGCUAUGUAGCAGAAGCCUUGGAAUACUGCAGCAAUGAAGGACGAGCCGUGUAUCAUGAUCUGAAUUCAUAUAGAAUUCUCUUUGAUAAGGAUGGUAUUCCUUGUCUUUCCUGUUUCGGUCUUGUGAAAAAUAGCAGGGAUAGUAAAUGUUACAGCACUAACCUUGCUUACAAUCCUCCAGAGUUCUUAAACAAUGGAAGAAUCACUCCUGAAAGCGUGAUUUUCAGCUUUGGUACUGUGCUACUGGAUCUACUUACUGGAAAGCAAGUUCCACCAGGUCAGGCUCUAGACAUGAUGAGGGAUAAUGAUAUCCACACCUUUCUGGAUCCUCAUUUGAAGGGUAAAUAUCCCAUUGAAGAGGCAACUGCUUUGGUGCAACUUGCUUCUCAAUGUUUGCGUUAUGAGCCUAAGGCCCGGCCUACUAUAGCAGGUGUUUUUGCAACCCUUGUAGAAGUUCAAAGCAAAGCUUUGGCAAUGUGGAGGUCUGAGAAGCAAGAUAAAAACCCACCAAUGCUGAGGAGCAGUCCAAAGCCAAAUGAAACCCCACAAAUGCAGGGGACUCAGAAGCAAGAUAAAGCCCGGUUAAUUCGUCAACCGACUUCGUUUCCUAUGGCUGAAGCUGUUGUCAGAAUGGACCUCACAGCCAUUCAUCAGAUUCUGGUUUCGGCACAAUACAAUGAUGAUGAAGCAAAUGGGGAGGCAUCUUUUAGGGAGUGGACACAACAGGUGAGAGAUAUGCUGGAGAUCAGGAAGAGAGGAGACUCGGCCUUCAAUGAUAGAGUUAUUAAGACUGCCAUUGAGUGCUACUCUCAGUUUGUAGAUUUGGAAGAAACGACGUCACCUACUGUGUAUGUGAGGAGAAGCCUAUGCUAUCUAAUGUCUGAUCAACCUGACAACGCCCUUCAAGAUGCCAUGCUAGCACAGUGCAUUCAACCAGAUUGGCCUAUGGUAUUCUACAUGCAGGCAGUUGCCCUGCGCCAGCUGAAUAUGAACAGCGAUUCCGCAGACAUGUUAAAGGAAGCAACUACACUAGAAGAGCAAAGGCUGACGAAUACCAGACAAGGCACUUGACCGUUAUCCACACACAAGGUAUAUACAACAUCAUG
Messenger RNA from Dioscorea cayenensis subsp. rotundata (Guinea yam), 1619 nucleotides. Its product is annotated as serine/threonine-protein kinase BSK1-2-like. Gene Ontology annotation, biological process: protein phosphorylation; brassinosteroid mediated signaling pathway. The record is from RefSeq and is a predicted model, not a curated record. Bases 1 to 1584 code for a protein of 527 amino acids. The transcript is spliced from 9 exons. Lineage: Eukaryota; Viridiplantae; Streptophyta; Magnoliopsida; Dioscoreales; Dioscoreaceae. Gene Ontology annotation, molecular function: protein binding; ATP binding; protein kinase activity.